Macrosiphum euphorbiae (potato aphid) is the source of this 2901-nucleotide messenger RNA. NCBI's taxonomy places the organism in Eukaryota, Metazoa, Arthropoda, Insecta, Hemiptera, Aphididae. The record is from the annotation of a GenBank genome assembly.
AUGAAUCAUUAUGGGUUUAUAUCGAAUUUUUCACGACUAGCCAGCCCACAAAAAAAUAAUCACCAGCAUGAAUUAUUUUACUGUAAGCGAUGUUUCACCAGUUUCGAGGACCGCCCAUUAAAAUAUAAAUUACACGGCGAGCAGGCGUUGGUGAAACAUCGUUUACUGUGCGGCUCACACAAACCGGUUGUUCCUCUUAUGCCGAAAGAGGGGGAUACGCUUAAAUUCGAGGCGUGGUGUAAGACGGAACGACUCCCAUUCGUAGUGUAUGCCGACUUCGAAGCCUUACUACUGAAAACGGGGCGAAAACAAGGUGAUAAUACCACGGCGAUGCACACGCACCACCCCAUGAGUUACGGUUACCUCGUCGUCGCAGCGGAGGGGGUACCAAUAGAUUUAUUUGACCAGUUCGACAUUCCGAGUGCUCCCGUCAUUUUCCGAGGCUCGGCGACCGAAGACGAUGUGGCCAAGCGUUUUGUCCGCGACGUCCUCGAUGUAACCGCCAAGAUAGGCAGAUUGUAUAAGGAAGUUAACGUGGCGAUUUCUAUGAGUGUUGUGGAUUGCCGCGUGCACGACGCCAAGGUGAUGUGCGACUUGUGCAGCUGCACGUUUAGCGAACGCAAUUGUAAAACUGCACACCACGACCACUUGUCGGGACGUUUUUUAAAAACGUUAUGUAACACGUGCAACCUUAAGUUGAAAACACCAAAAUUCGUCCCGUGCUUCCUGCAUAAUCUCUCGAACUACGACGCACAUUUCAUCGUAACGAAUUUAGCGAACGACGACAAUAAUCGAAUAUCGGUAAUCGCUAACACUGAGGAGAAGUAUAUUUCAUUUUCGAAGUAUAUUAACAACUCGUUCUCCGUCAGGUUUGUAGACACGUGUCGGUUCAUGGCGUCGAGCUUGGCAGGCUUGGCGGAGAACCUCUCCUCCGCGAACUUUGAUAAGUUUCGCGAAGUCGCGAAAGUGUUCGCCCCGUCGGAGAUGCAGUUGGUCACGCGGAAAGGCGUAUAUCCGUAUGAAUAUACAGAUUCGUGGGAUAAAUUGGACGCUACGUCGCUGCCGGAUAAGUUCCAAUUCUACAGCGCGUUGACGGAGACGCACGUGAGCGACGAGGAUUAUAGUCACGCGACAAGGGUCUGGAAUCAUUUCGGCUGCACCUCACUCGGGACUUAUAGCGAUUUAUACCUUAAAGUUGACGUGUUGUUAAGUGCCGACGUGUUCGAGAAUUUCAGGGAUAUAUGUAUGACCACAUAUCACCUCGACCCCGCACAAUACUACACGCUACCCGGUUUCAGCUUUGACUGUAUGCUGAAACUUACGAAAGUUGAGCUUUUUCUUUUGAACGAUUUUGAGAAAAUUUUAUUCCUAGAGUCAGGCGUGAGAGGUGGCCUAGUGCAGGCCAGUAAACGUCACGCGCGCGCCAACAAUCCAGAAACGCCUGGAUACAAUGCUGAAGAACCUAACACGUCGCUCAUAUACCUAGAUGCAAACAAUUUGUACGGGUACGCGAUGUGCAAAUAUAUGCCGAUUAGCGAUUUCACGUGGUAUCCGGGAAAUCCCGAAGUCGCCCUCGACCAGCUACAGUGGAUGCGCGAGACUGAUGACAUUGGCAGAUUUUACGAAGUCGACAUUUCGUAUCCUCAACAUCUACACGACGCCCACAAUGAUAUGCCGUUCUUGCCUCACGCUAGCAUACCACGCGGGUCCACCGUGCGAAAGUUGAUGGUCACAUUUAUGCGGAAAGAACGAUACGUCGUUCAUUAUAUGAAUUUAAAGCAGGCCAUGGCCCACGGCGUUGUAGUAGAAAAAACGCACCGAGUAUUGGAAUUCCGACAAUCCCCAUGGAUGGCACCGUACAUAAACCUCAACACCGAAUUACGCAAGCGGGCAACCAACAUAUUCGAAGAAAAGUUUUUCAAAGAUUUAAACAAUUCGGUGUUCGGGAAAACUAUUGAGAAUAUGAGACUUAGAUUCAACUUAGAGCUUGUAUCGUGCCCGCGCAGAAUGCGGAAACUCAUAAAUCGACCGACGUUCAAAUACUGUACGACGUAUAAUGAAAAUCUCUCGGUGGUCACCCAACAUGGUAAAGAAGUGGAUUUCUGUAAGCCUAUCUACAUAGGAUUCUCCGUGCUAGAACUCAGCAAAGUUGUAAUGUACGGUUUUCAUUAUGACGUCAUGAAACGUCAUUACGGCGAUAAGAUCGAGCUGCUUUAUACCGAUACCGAUUCACUAUUCUACCGCGUGACGACAAACGAUUUCCACACCGAUCUUAUUGAAAAUCCAAAUCUGAUGCGGUUUAUGGACACCUCGAAUUUUCCACACGACCACAAGUGUUAUACGGUUGCUCGGAAGCGUAUUCCAGGAUUUUUUAAAUUCGAGUGUAACUCCAGGACGGUCUACGAAUUCGUUGCUUUGCGGGCUAAAUCCUAUGCCUAUGACGUGGAACAGAACGUCGAAAUUCGCGCGAAGGGUGUUAUGAGGCACGUGAUUCGUAAUCACCUCACUUUCGCCGAGCAUAAGCGGUGCUUAUUCGCUGACGUGGACGACGAUGCAGAAUCCGACGAGUGCGACGACGAAUUCGACGCAAAUAUGGGGAAAAUGAUCGCUGCCGAUUCCGCACUUAAAGCUGUCGCUCAAAUUCAUCGGAACGCCUCAACCGGCUCAACCAAUUCGUCGACGACGGUUGCGGCGGCGGCGUCGGUCACGCAUCCAUCCCACGUCUACAGCUACAUGCCAUUCACGCCGUAUAGGGAAAAUGUGUCUAUACGCUCGUUUAAGCACGAGUUACGCACAAUUAGAUCUAUGAAACUCGUCUUGAACAGGGCAGACGACAAGCGUUACGUGUUACCGGACAACAUUUCGACGUACGCACACGGUCAUCACCGCAUAAAUUAUUAA